AUGAUGACUGAAACGUUGAAUUCGAAUAAUCAUCUCAGCCAGAAAGGCGAGAACAACAAAGUUGGUGACAUGGGAUGGAAGGCCAAACUUAAAAUACCGCCCAAAGAUACUAGAAUUAAGACUAGUGAUGUUACGGAUACACGAGGAAAUGAGUUCGAGGAAUUCUGUCUGAAGCGACCGCUGUUGAUGGGUAUUUUUGAGAAAGGUUGGGAGAAACCGUCUCCGAUCCAAGAGGCGGCCAUCCCAAUUGCCCUAGUCGGCAAGGACGUAUUGGCACGAGCAAAAAACGGCACCGGCAAGACGGGCGCGUACAGCAUUCCUGUACUGGAGCAGGUCGAUCCGACCAAGGACUACAUUCAGGCUCUUAUCAUAGUGCCGACGCGUGAGCUGGCCUUGCAGACCUCACAGAUCUGCAUCGAACUGGCCAAGCACAUGCACAUCCGCGUCAUGGUGACGACCGGUGGAACCAAUCUGAAGGAUGAUAUCAUGAGAAUUUAUCAAAAAGUUCAAGUGAUCAUUGCCACGCCCGGUCGUAUUCUCGAUCUCAUGGACAAGGACGUGGCCAACAUGUCUCAGUGUCGGAUGCUAGUAUUAGACGAGGCAGAUAAGUUGCUGUCGCAGGACUUCAAAGGCAUGCUGGAUCAUGUCAUUAUGAGAUUGCCAAAGGAGCGCCAGAUUCUGUUGUUCUCCGCGACAUUCCCACUGAGUGUGAAGAACUUUAUGGAGAAGCAUUUGCGCGAUCCGUACGAGAUCAAUCUGAUGGAGGAGCUGACACUCAAGGGUGUCACGCAAUACUAUGCGUUCGUACAGGAAAGACAAAAGGUGCAUUGUCUGAAUACGUUGUUCUCGAAGCUCCAGAUCAAUCAGUCGAUUAUUUUCUGUAAUUCGACGCAGCGUGUCGAAUUGCUUGCGAAAAAGAUCACUGAGCUGGGCUACUGUUGUUACUACAUUCAUGCACGAAUGCAGCAGGCCCAUCGAAACCGCGUUUUCCAUGAUUUCCGAUCGGGCCUGUGCCGGAAUCUGGUGUGCUCCGACCUCUUCACUCGUGGUAUCGACGUACAGGCUGUGAACGUUGUAAUUAAUUUUGAUUUCCCUAAGAUGGCGGAGACUUACCUGCACAGAAUCGGUAGAUCCGGACGUUUCGGACAUUUGGGUAUCGCCAUUAAUCUAAUUACCUAUGAGGAUCGUUUUGAUCUUCAUCGAAUUGAGAAAGAGUUGGGCACGGAGAUCAAGCCCAUCCCGAAGGUGAUCGAUCCGGCUUUGUACGUGCCGCGACCAGAUGAUCCGAACAGCACGCAAGAGGAACAAAAUGUUAGUAAAUAA
Anopheles nili is the source of this 1323-nucleotide messenger RNA. RefSeq names its product ATP-dependent RNA helicase me31b (gene me31B). Lineage: Eukaryota; Metazoa; Arthropoda; Insecta; Diptera; Culicidae. The record is from RefSeq and is a predicted model, not a curated record. The coding region runs from base 1 to 1323 and encodes 440 amino acids. Gene Ontology annotation, cellular component: cytoplasmic stress granule; P-body. Gene Ontology annotation, molecular function: mRNA binding; RNA helicase activity; ATP binding. The transcript has 5 exons. Gene Ontology annotation, biological process: P-body assembly; cytoplasmic stress granule assembly.